AUGAUUCCUGUUUUGCGCUCGAUUGAUGGUCUUCUCAAUCGUUUUGAUGAAUUAUCACAACGUCAUGCCAGUUUUGUAUCAAAUUUUGAGACAAGUUUUACUGGUAUUGAAAACCCUUUACGUGAUGUUGCACGUGAUGAAGAAGAGCAACGAAAAACUGCUGAAAGUGUAUUAAAGGCAUCAACGGAAAAGGGUGAUCAAAUAGGAUCAUUUGGAACUGUUGAAGAUUUUAAUAAUCGGAUAACAAAAAGUCGAUCUCAUAAUCGACCACCAAGUUAUUCAUCGAAUGACACUAGUUCAUUUUAUAAUCGUAUUCCAUCUAGAAGUUCUUGGGCAACAGCAGAAUCAGCUUCACCUCCACGCAUAUCAACAUUAAGAACAAGACCAGUAACAGUCGAAACAAAUACUUCUCAAUCAGUUACAUCUAUUUCGACUGAGAAUCGUUUUGAACCAAAGAUUCGAUUAACGACUAAGAUUAAACCAAAAUUUGUACCACAAAAUUUACCUACAACACGUCGAUAUGCUCAUAGUCCAAUCACAACAUUUACUAUGGAAACUGCUAUUCGACUUUCAAGACCAAGAACAUAUCAUCAAUCAGUUGAUCACAAAGAACCAUCAAAACGUAUUUAUCGACGACCAAAAUCUCAUCAAAAUAUAAAGAAUGAAGCAUCGGAAUCAUCAGUGACAUCAGUUUCAUUCGUUCCAUCAUUGGAAUCAGCCCAAACCAAACGAACUAAUCCAAGAAUAAUAAAAUCAUCUCCGAAAAAACUUAAAGCAGAUAAUAGAUUUGUAACAGAUAAUUCGAAAAGAAUUCCGAUGAGCAACUAUCCUCGGCCAGCUAUCUUUCUUGCACCUCCUCCUACAAUAUGCAUUACUUUUCCUAUGCAACCGGAAUUACAAUCAUCUCGAGUUGUUAUCAUACCGAAAGCAACAACUACACAAAAAACAAUUAAUGUAUUUACUAAGAAAAGAUCUGUGAUACCACCGAAACGAUUGAUGCAAUUAAUGGCAUGA
This is a messenger RNA of Rotaria sp. Silwood1, 1014 nucleotides long. Lineage: Eukaryota; Metazoa; Rotifera; Eurotatoria; Philodinida; Philodinidae. The record is from the annotation of a GenBank genome assembly.